AUGGAGUUUGACAGGCGGCAGAAGUUUUGUUUGAAGCUGUCGGAGUUGAAGCUAAGCAGCUACGUUAUUGGCAGAUGUUCAGCUUCUCUUGCUGAAAGAACUUUAUGCACUGAAAAGACCUCAGGUAAAUCCAAGAUGGCCGCCAAACGGAAAGGUGGCCUAAAACUGAACGCUAUCUGUGCAAAGCUGAGCAGGCAGGUGGUCUACGACGAUGUCUCCCAGCCUGGAGAGGGGGACCUGAGCGUACAGGAGAACAGCGAGCGGGAUGGCUCGCACCACGAAGACCUCGAUAGGUCCGAGGCUGAGUUUCCAGACGGGCUAAACGAUAUCCAAAGCUUCGAGGAGGACAAGCGGCGGAGGGAGGCCAUUGAGAAAUGGGUAAAUGGGGAUUAUUCGGACGAGCCCCCCAUGGAGCACAGGGAGGUGAGGGUAAGGAAAGCCAUCGCUGGCGAGGAGCACCCCCCCGAAGGGGUAUACAUGGUACAGCCCAAGGGCUGCAGCGAUGAGGAGGACAAUGCAGAGGACCUGGAGGAGGUUCAGGGGUCACAGGAUGGCAGUUACCACGAUGACAGGGAUUCCGAGGAGGCUGCCCUGAAGGAGGACAGCUACAAUUCUUCUAGCGAGACUCCCGCUAGGCAGGUCCCCUUUGCUUCCCCAGGGGAAGCCUCUGCUCUCCGUGACUAUGCAGCAAGCACCAUGAACGAGUUCCUGGGCAUGUUCGGUUACGAUGACCAGCAGGUGAGGGAUGAACUGGCCAGGAAGAUAAGCUUCGAAAAACUGAAAGCUGCUACCUCAGAGUCCUCCCCCCUUUCGAGCGACGAGGUCACCCGGCGUGCUCGCUUCUCCAAGUACGAGGAGUACAUCCGCAAGCUGAAGGCCGGAGAGACUCUACCCUGGCCGGUGCACGCCCCCAAACCCGAGGACUUGAACUCCAGACUGGCACAGGAAAAGGGGGCUGUACACCAGCCGGCUGGGCGGCUGCAGAGCCCCGAGGGACAGAUUCUCCCGUCGGACCCCAAGGGCGUCACCCUGUCUGUACCUCCUACUAGCUCCUCCCAAAUCCAGAACCUGGCUUCCCGGGCUUCAAAGUAUGACUUCUUCAUCCAGAAGCUGAAAACGGGUGAGAGCUUGCGGCCUCAGAAUGGCAACACCUACAAGAGGCCCUCCAAGUAUGACCUGGAUAACGUCAAGUAUCUGCACCUGUUCAAGCCUGGGGAGGGCAGCCAGGACAUGGGGGGAGCCAUUGCCUUCAAAACUGGAAAAGUGGGAAGGCCUUCCAAGUACGACAUCCGCAACAUCCAGAAGCUGAUGCCGGUGAAGACGGAGCCAGCUCUUGUCCUGCCUCCGCUCUCGGGAACGGCAGGGGCACUGGGAACGGCUGCUACUGCAGCCUCGGCCACCGCUGCUGCUGCUGUAGGGGAUCAGUCUCCACACCUCGGCUUCAACACCCCUGAGCACAUGAAAUCCAGCUUCUCUAAGACUGACUCCAUCACCACUGGAACCGUGUCUACAGUCAGCAUGCACCUUGUGGGCAAAAGAUGUGUAGCAGCGGAACCCAGUACACCCAGUCAGAUCGGACAGGCUAUUCAUCACAACAUGAAUGGAUUGCCAGCAGAGAAAACAGUCAUUGAAGAUGUCAAUCUGUACCAGAAAUAUAUUGCCAGGUUUUCUGGCAGCCAGCAUUGCGGACACCUGCACUGUGCUUACCAGUAUAGAGAGCACUACCACUGUCUGGACCCUGAGUGCAACUACCAGAGAUUCACCAGUAAGCAGGACGUCAUCCGGCAUUACAACAUGCACAAGAAGCGGGACAACUCCCUGCAGCACGGGUUCAUGCGCUUCAGCCCGCUGGACGACUGCAGCGUGUACUACCACAGCUGUCACCUGAACGGCAAGAGCACGCACUACCACUGCAUGCAGGUGGGCUGCAAUAAAGUGUACACCAGUACUUCAGACGUGAUGACUCACGAAAACUUCCACAAAAAGAACGCCCAGCUUAUCAACGAUGGCUUCCAGAGGUUCCGGGCCACUGAGGACUGUGGGACAGUGGAGUGUCAGUUCUACGGGCAGAAAACCACACACUUUCACUGCAGACGUCCGGGCUGUACCUUCACUUUCAAAAACAAAUGCGACAUCGAGAAGCACAAGAGCUACCACAUCAAGGACGACGCGUACGCCAAGGACGGCUUCAAGAAGUUCUACAAGUAUGAGGAGUGCAAGUAUGAGGGCUGCGUCUACAGCAAGGCCACCAACCACUUCCACUGCAUCAGGGCAGGCUGCGGCUUCACCUUCACCUCCACUAGCCAGAUGACCUCCCACAAGCGCAAGCACGAGAGGCGCCACAUCCGCUCCUCAGGCGUGCUGGGCCUGUCCUCCUCCUUCCUGCUGCCCAAGGAAGAGCCUGACGAGUCCAGCAACGAUGACCUCAUGGACUUCUCUGCCAUCAGCAGCAAGAACUCCAGCCUGAGUGCCUCGCCCACCACUCAACAGUCGUCCUCCAUGCCCCACAUGCUUCCGACACCCACCACCGCCAUCUCCUCCAGCCAGACGGUCAAGCCCACCACCAGCCUCCCACUGGCUGGCAAGAUGUCCAGCCUCCUCGCCCAGGCCCUCCCCAGCAGCAUGCCCGUGGCGCUGGCUCUCUCCGGCUCCAACCCCUUCUUCCCCAUCAUCCCCAGGCUUCCGCUGCAGCUCCCUGUCUCCGCUGCCAGCUUGAUCUCAGCAGCCUCUUCCAAUGCUGCUUCGGCGCCCACGGAGUCCCUCCCCCAGAGUGGAUCAGCCUCCGAGGAUCCAGCUGCUGCUGUCACCUCCUCGUCACAUGCAGUGUCCUCCAUCAUGGAGAAGAUCUCGGCCAGCAAGGGCUUGAUAUCCCCCAUGAUGGCAAGACUGGCAGCUGCUGCCCUCAAGCCUUCUGGGAACCCAGAAACAGGGAUUGGCCAGCAAGCUCUGCCAGGGCGGUUUAAUCUGGUUCAAGUGAAGCAAGAGCCCUUGGAUGGCCCCACUGUGGCUUCUCAGGAUUCCAUGCAGGAACAGAGUUUGGAUCUCAGCAAGAAGGACCACAGUAAUGAAUCAAACGGACACCCUGCACUGGCAAAUACAUCUCUUUUAUCCUCGCUUAUGAAUAAGUUUUAUCUGUUGCAGAUGUCGCAGGCGAAUGCAGGAUUCUUUAACGCAAUGAACGUUAAGGCGGAGGCGGAGAGCAGCCAGAUGGGAGAUGGCUCGGAAAUGGCCCAGUACCUAAGCAGAGUGAUGAAGACCCCGGUCCAGGACAAGCCAGUCGAGUUCUGGAGGACCUACCUGAGGAGGUUUGACACUGAGGAUUACUGUGAGACACGGUGUGACUUUCUACAUAAAGUUCAUUUCCACUGUUUGGUGGAGGACUGUGGGGCCCUGUUCAGCACCCUGGAUGGAGCGGUCAAGCACGCCAACUUCCAUUUCAGAGCCACGUUGAAAGUGAAGUCAGAGCACUCUCAGAACCCUUCCUCAGAGGCAGGGCUCCCCCAGCCGCCCGCCCCUGUCUCCAUAUCCUCCACUCCCAGCCUAGAUCUGCCCACCAUGAGCCCCGUGGGCAGCUUCACCUCUGCCCCUUCACUCCUCGCCUGGAAGCAGCUCCCAGCCUCUGUACCCAGCCUGGCUGCCUCCUCGCCCCUGGCAACCACCUCCCUAGAGAACUCCAAGCCACAGGUCAAGCCAGGAUUCCUCCAGUUCCAGGACAAUGAUCCUUGCCUUGCGACAGACUGCAAAUACUCCAACAAGUUCCACUUCCACUGUCUCUUUGGGAACUGCAAGUACGUGUGCAAGACGUCCGGCAAGGCCGAGUCCCACUGCCUGGACCACAUCAACCCCAGCAACAACCUGGUGAAUGUGCGAGACCAGUUCGCAUACUACUCCCUGCAGUGUCUCUGUCCCAACCAGCACUGUGAGUUCCGAAUGCGAGGGCACUACCACUGUUUGCGGCCCUCCUGCUGUUUCGUCACCAACAUCACCACCAAGCUGCCCUGGCAUGUAAAGAAGCACGAGAAGGCAGAGCGCAGAGCGGCCAAUGGCUUCAAGUACUUCACCAAGCGCGAGGAGUGUGGCAGACCAGGCUGUAAAUACAACCAGGUGAACAGCCAUUUCCACUGUAUCAGAGACGGGUGCUUGUUCUCCUUCCUGCUCAAACACCAGAUGACCUCUCACUCCCGGAAGCACAUGAGAAGAAUGCUGGGCAAGAACUUCGACAGAGUCCCAUCCCAGAUGGCGUCACAUUCUCAAAGGCAGGAGGAAAUGCACCACAUGGCAAACAUGUCGUCCGGGUCAGUGGGCCAAUCUGGCCUGGCCCCGAGUUUCAUGGACGAAACAGACGACUACAUGGACUACAUGGGGGGCGGGAGCCCGCUGGGGAUCUCGUCCGAGUCCUCAAACCCAGACCGCAGCUGCAGCAGCACUCCGGUGGGCAACGAGAGCUCCUCAGCAGGCUGCCUGGUCACCUAUCCUGCUGCUGUGUAUGCCACGCCCCCUUCCACUGACGCUACAGCCACCCACAGUGCACUGCAACCUCCGCCGCCUUCUCAGUCACUGCUCCAAACUCCACCUCCAUCUUUCCCACAAGCCCUGCUCAGGCCUCCUCUUCCUUCCCUUCCAUUCCUCCUCUCUCCAUCCUGUGUCUCAUACUCUCUGCUCAGCGCCACUCUGGGAGCCGCACGGAGCGUUGUCAUGCCAACCAGUACGCCAGGUUUCAGUCCAAUCAUUGCCUCUCCGUCUCCAGUUAAAAGUGAUGUCCCAGUAGUACAAGAUGCUGCAGGCAACACCAUUUCCAUGCCUACAGCAUCUGGGGCAAAAAAGCGCUUCUGGAUCAUCGAGGACAUGUCGCCGUUUGGCAAGAGGCGCAAGACGGCCUCGUCGCGGAAGAUGCUGGACGAGGGCAUGAUGCUGGAGGGCUUCCGUCGUUACGACCUGUAUGAAGACUGCAAGGACCCGGGCUGCCAGUUCUCCCUGAAGGUGACCCACUACCACUGCACUCGGGAGAACUGCGGCUACAAGUUCUGCGGGCGCACGCACAUGUACAAGCACGCACAGCAUCAUGACCGCGUCGACAACCUGGUCCUGGACGACUUCAAGAGGUUCAAGUCCUCCCUCAGCUGCAACUUCCCUGACUGCCAGUUCUCCGGCAACAGCACCCACUUUCACUGCCUGCGCUGCGGUUUCCGCUGCACCGACAGCACCAAGGUGACGGCUCACCGCAAGCACCACGGGAAGCAGGACGUGAUCAGCGCCGCCGGCUUCUGCCAGUUCAGCUCCAGCGCAGACUGCGAGGUGGCCGAGUGCAAGUACAAGCUCAAGUGCUCACACUUCCACUGCACCUACCUCGGGUGCAAGCACACUGUGGUGGGCAUGUCCCAGAUGGACUCCCACAAGCGCAAGCAUGAGAAGCAAGAGCGGGGCGAGCUGCCCUCCAUCUCCCCGAGCCGAGAUGGUCCUGUGGCAGGAGGAGCAGUUAUCCCCCCGGACUCUCCCAAAGAGGAAGGCUCCCUCGGUAUCACUCCCUACUUCCCCCCUGCCGCCAUCUCCUCUGACUAUGACCCGCAGGUGUCCUCGAUCAGCCUGGACAGCUCCCUCAACCUGGGCAUCGACACCAGCAGCUCCCUGUUCUUCCUGAAGAAUGCCGCAGGCAUUGGCCUCAAUGACUCCCUAGACCUCAGCAAGAAGUCCCACCACGGUGCUCUUGAGGUGGCCACUUCCACCCCCAACACCAUCAACAUGCAGGCACCUCAAGAUGAGAACACAGCGACUUCAGGGGACGUGGAGGACGAGCUGUCCCCCGAAGAGGAGGAUGAUGAUGAUGAUGAAGAGGAAGAGGAGGAUGACGAUUUGAACACAGACUCUUAUGAAGACUCCAUGCCCGAGCCCGAGAGCUUGGCUGGUGGAAAAGACAAUGGAGAGAGUUUCGAUGCUUCCACAAACUACACAGAUGCUUCCGGUCUGGCUGAUAACAACAUAGCAGCUGAUCCCUAAACAUUUAGAUAAAAUAAAAACAAGAAGUCGAUAUGUAAAUCCGUAUGAAAUGAACAAAAAAAACAGUAAGUGGCUUCAGUUAACAUGUAAAAGGACAAAACACAAACUAUUUACGACGGCCCAAAUUCAUUAUUAUAAUUAUGUUUACAAGACAACCAACGUUAUUGAUUUUUAAUAUGCAGAAGAAGAAAAACAAAAUGGAACCCGUCUUCACACAAGGGCUGGGCGGAGUGUUACGCAUUUGCUACACAUCAGUCGUCCUUUGCGUGUGUGCAUGUCUGUUUUUUAUUUAUUGUUUUGUUUGUAAUUUUUUUUUCCCCCCAGUGUGUGAAAAAAACAAUAGGAGGUUGGGGUGUGUGUGUGUGUGUGUGUGUGGAGGUUAACAUACUGUACUGUUCCAAGGCAUUUAUAGCAGACUUUUAGGAGACUGCUGAACCCUUAUUAUCACUGAAAGGGAAAUCAAUAUACAAUUAAUAUAUAUAUAUAUAUAUAUAUAUAUAUAUAUAUAUAUAUAUAUUAUAUAUAUAUAUAUAUAUAUAUAUAAAAUGAUGCGUUAGGAUAAUUUAUUUAAUGAACAUGAAUGCAUUAUUACAGGAGAGCAGGCAUGUCUGAUUAAACCAUGGGCUGCAUCCUUCCAUUGACCCCUGCCUACUUUAUAUUCUGUUUUCCCUGUAUGCUAAUGUGACCCCAGUCUGAUAAGGUACACUCACAGACAGUAGCAUUUCUGAGACUAGUCUACCCUUAAGAAUACUGUUCUUCCUAUUAGCUAGUGCAAUGGUUGAAUGCACAACAGUUAAUUCCCUUUAAAAGAAAGGCAAUAGUAAGGCUGCUGUGCUGAACCCGUGGUCUAGUAAAAGCCUAGAGGGUUCCACAGAUACUGUUGGGAUGAGGGGCCAGCAAGCUCCCUCACUGUAGGAUAAUCCAAUCCACAAACUACAUGUGGCUGGUGCCUCUCGUCACAUGAGGACAGAAAAUACAUUUUGUACAACCAAUCAAUAAUAUUCGCAAGGGCAUCACCUAUUGACUUUUGCAGCAGUACCAAAUUGCAUUACAAAACAGCAAGAGAAAGCAUAGCUCAAGUUGAAAUGUCUGCAAAGAGAUGCUGGAUGGUCUUAAAGGUAUAGUCUGUGGAAGGAGUAAAACAGAACAAGACGUGACUGACUUGCCGGCCUUCACGCCUCCUAUUAUGUUAAGAAUUUUGCCAGAUCCAUGCUACUGACCUGAAACGUAACGUGUGUGUGUGUAGAUAAUCAGCAAUCCAAGCAAAUACAUGUUGAACAGAAAUACCGAUUACAAUUGUAACAUCUUGCUAAGUGGGAAGCUCUAGAAUCAAAAUAAUAAUAGGGUUGUGCUGGCUGUGCUUUACCCAAUACAAGAACUCACAAGACAUAAAGACGGGUGAUGUUCUAUUGGAGUGCAAUUCAAAUGGAAUCCCAUGCUGCAGUUGUGAUAACAGCAUUGUCCUUUUUUGCAAAUUGUUAGUGUGGAUUUGUGUGAAGGUCUGCACGUUGUAUCUGUAAAGAAACGGCACAUUGAACUCUUCAGUUCUGAAUCACUGAAAAGAAGUCUGGGGAGGAAAAAAAAAGGGGUAAUAUGUACAGAAAAAUAAAACAUUGUAUUUUUAUUUUUGUUUUGCAAAAACCACAAUGGUUGAACUCAAAAUGUAAUGGUUUUAUUUAAUAUUUAUGUUACAUUGCAUUGAGAAUAAGGGUUUUUUUUGCACUUUUUUAAGGGUCCUUUUAAUGUUUUUAAACACAAUAUUAUGAAAAAUACAGCAAUUUGUUUUUAAUAGGGAAAAAUGGGUUCAACUUUUAAUUCACUUUACUACAAACCACCGAUCUGGGUCGACAGGCAAGUGUUCUGCUUUAUUUAAUAUAAGGACAUGUUUUACUGUGUUAAUGGAUGGAUAUAACAGAAGGGAAACACUAAUAAAAGGAUUGUAAUUUAAGCAAAUGAAAUUGUUCUGAAAAUACGAACACUUCUAUCAAAAGAAAAUCCUGCUUUUGUGGCCGAGGCCGUCUUUUGGUUUAUAAUGUAUGACUGUAUAUUUUAAACUGUAGAAGGACUGUGCGUAUUUCAUUGUAUAAAGCUGAUGAGCACUAGUGUCAAUAUAAAA
Molecule: messenger RNA, 8110 nt
Organism: Polyodon spathula (Mississippi paddlefish)
Lineage: Eukaryota; Metazoa; Chordata; Actinopteri; Acipenseriformes; Polyodontidae
Gene: casz1
Product: castor zinc finger 1
Exons: 20
Coding region: 1-5994 (1997 amino acids)
Biological process (GO): regulation of neuron differentiation; positive regulation of transcription by RNA polymerase II
Cellular component (GO): nucleus
Molecular function (GO): DNA-binding transcription factor activity, RNA polymerase II-specific; RNA polymerase II transcription regulatory region sequence-specific DNA binding
Source: RefSeq, a predicted model, not a curated record